Messenger RNA from Coregonus clupeaformis (lake whitefish), 2401 nucleotides. Its product is annotated as claudin-4-like. The transcript has a single exon. Gene Ontology annotation, biological process: cell adhesion; bicellular tight junction assembly. The record is from RefSeq and is a predicted model, not a curated record. Bases 516 to 1190 code for a protein of 224 amino acids. Gene Ontology annotation, molecular function: structural molecule activity. Gene Ontology annotation, cellular component: plasma membrane; bicellular tight junction. Lineage: Eukaryota; Metazoa; Chordata; Actinopteri; Salmoniformes; Salmonidae.
AAGAGUGAACAACAUCUCAACGGCAGAGAAAACUGGAUAUCUGUACCCGAGAGUAAACACACUGAGAGAUACACACACAGAGAACGCACUGUGAGAAGCUUGGCUUCUUGGAUACGUAGACAAGGGAGACGUGAGCUGCUACAGGACUGAAGGAGAGAAGAAGAGAAAAGGACUGAAUACAGGAGAGAAAGAGAGAGUGUGGGGUGAAAGAUUGUGAGACAUAGCCACAACCAAGACGAGUGAGGGAGAUGUAAAGGAAGAAGUUUGAGAAACGUAAGACCAAGAACAAAAGGGAAAGAAGGAGAGAGGGAGCGAGCGAGAGCCUGAAAGAGAAGAGCAAAAUAAAGAGACUGAGAAAGGAGCGAAUGAGUCACAGCUGGAAAGUGAGGGUCUGAGAGAAGAGCAAGGAAAGCGAUCAAGACGUCCGUGGAGUGAGUGACUGAGACCAAAGGACAGUGAGAGAAAGAGGAGUGGCAUCCUGAUCCUAAGUGGGACUCAGCCAGAAGUGUGGUGCGAUGGCGUCGUUUGCUCUGGAGCUAGUGGGUGUGAUCCUGUCAGUGCUGGGCUGGAUACUGAGCAUAGUGAGCUGUGCUCUGCCCAUGUGGAGGGUCACAGCUUUCAUUGGAGCCAACAUCGUCACAGCCCAGGUCUACUGGGAAGGGUUAUGGAUGAGCUGUGUGUUCCAGAGCACGGGCCAGAUGCAGUGUAAGGUCUACGACUCCAUGCUGGCCUUACCCCAGGACCUGCAGGCCGCCAGGGCUCUCACCGUGGUCACCAUCAUCCUCGGGGUCGUAGCUCUCCUCGUGGCUACCAUUGGUGCCAAGUGCACCAACUGCAUUGAGGAGGAGGGGGUGAAGGCCAAGGUGAUGGUGUCUGCCGGAGUGGCCUUUAUCAUGGCUUCGCUGACCCAGCUGGUGCCUGUGUCCUGGUCGGCUCACACCAUCAUCCAGGAGUUCUACAACCCCAUCAUCCCCUCGGCACAGAAGAUGGAGAUCGGGGCGGCGCUGUACCUGGGCUGGGCCGCGGCCUCUUUGCUGCUGGUGGGGGGGGCUAUCCUCUGCUGCAGCUGCCCUCCCCAGGAGGACAAACCCAUUACGAGGUACUCAAUCCCCCCCCAGAACCGGAUGGCGUAUUCUGCUGCUCCAAGGUCCAUGGCCCCCAGCUCCUACAACCGGAGAGACUAUGUGUGAAGCCGGAGGGGGGGAUGGGGGAUGUCUCAAGCACAGGAUGGUUUGAGGUGACCGGAGCUCUGAAUCAAGUUUACUCUUAUUCCUCUGAGACCGAGAAAAAGCCCUUAUACGCUAAUCAAAACAAAAUUGUUUGUUGUUUUAUGCUUCUGUCUGGUUUACAUUCAGUUGUCAGGGACUCAGUUGUCAGGGACUCAGUUGUCAGGGGCUCUAUUGUUCAUAUUUUAAGUGUAGUUCUGUCCAUGAGCUGUUCUUGUCUAUUGAUGUUCUGUAUUCUGUCAUGUUUUGUGUGGACCUCAGGAAGAGUAGGUGCUUCAGCAACAGCUAUGGGGAUCCUAAUCAAAUACUAAAUACUCAUCAUAACUGAGCACUACUAUAGGCCACAAUGCUCUUAUUAACUAGAGUUAUUGUAGUUUUGCAAUAUACUGUAUCUUGUCAAUACAGGUGAUUAGAUAAUAGAUGAUGUGAUAAAAAGUCACGGCUUGCUGGACCACAACUUGACCUAAAGCUGAACUAAAUGUUGAUAUCAUUUUUUGGGAACUUUUUCAGUGUGCUAUUCUUAUUUCGAAUCGUGUGAAUCCCUCCAUACGUGUGUGUUUCCAAAUGUUAUGUGAAAUAUGUCAAACAGAGCUUUUAGGUUUUGUACUUCUGUGAGAAGAAGAGGUAGGACGGUGCAGAGCAUAUAGCGUAUUGCAUUUGAAAUGUUGUCUAAAAACCAAAGAGAGAGGAAGAAACAUAGUAAAUUAAAUUGGUUACGUCAGAGUCCAAUCCAUCCAACAGACGUUUCAACAAUGCAAGAUAUGUACAGUAAGACUAGGACAAUAUAUACAUAUAUUUUAAAAGAUACAUAAAUAACAAAAUAUACUGUGCAGGGUUGCUGGGGCAACCAAACAGUCAGGUCAACAAGGUGGCACAGUAGCCGUAAACUACAGAAUACAAGCAAAUCUUCUCACCAUAGAGUGAACCUGUAUUAAAAAAACGACUCAGAUUAAGUUUGGACUUUGAUAUCAUAUCUGUUUUUACUGUUGCAACAUGUAAUCUAUUCACUGACAGACAGUCUGGGCUCUUUUUAACUUAAUAACCUUUCCAUGGGACGUGCAACUCCUGUACUGUAAAUGAUUUACCUCUGUUUGCCUGGAAAUAUUGUGUUUACAGUUUGAUGAUUCAUACAAAACAGUUUAUAUAAUAAAAAUGUUUUACUCGGUUCAGUAAAA